Messenger RNA from Hevea brasiliensis (rubber tree), 396 nucleotides. RefSeq lists its product as uncharacterized. The record is from RefSeq and is a predicted model, not a curated record. The transcript has a single exon. Bases 1 to 396 code for a protein of 131 amino acids. Lineage: Eukaryota; Viridiplantae; Streptophyta; Magnoliopsida; Malpighiales; Euphorbiaceae.
AUGUAUAACCUCUUUAAAUCUAAAGGAAUAGAUUUGUGGGAUGUUGUUGAGAGUGGACCAUUCACCCCAACCAAAGUAGUAGAAGGUGCACAUGUAGCAAAACCAAAGGGUGAAUGGAGUGAGCAAGAGAAGAGAAGAGUUGGUCUAAAUGACAAAGCUAUUCAUGUUUUAUUUUAUGCUCUAAGUAGAAGUGAGUAUAACAAAGUGUGUAUGAAGUCUAUCGCAAAGGAGAUUUGGGAUGCUUUGGUGAUUACUCAUGAGGGCACAAGUCAAGUAAAGGAGAAUAAGUUGGAUUCCCUAAUCUAUCAAUAUGAGUUGUUCAAGAUGAAAUCAAAUGAGACUAUAGGUCAAAUGUAUGAUAGAUUUGUGGAGAUCAUUGGAGGAAACAUCCCUUGA